CUGAGAGUUUGGAGCCCGGAGUGGGGUGUCGGCGCCUCACUCGGGUGGAGCUGAACGGGAGACAGGUAACCGUGUGCCGCAGACGGGCUCCGUCCAGGGCUGGGAGGCUCGGCGCUUGACACCCGGAGCUCGCGGCCGAGGGUACUUGUGGAAGGCUUCAGGACAAAAUGUUUCAUUUAAGGACUUGUGCUGCUAAGUUAAGGCCAUUGACGGCCUCCCAGACUGUUAAGACAUUUUCACAAAACAAACCAGCAGCAAUUAGGACGUUUCAACAGAUCCGGUGCUACUCCGCACCUGUAGCUGCUGAACCAUUUCUUAGUGGGACUAGUUCGAACUAUGUGGAGGAAAUGUACUGUGCCUGGUUGGAGAAUCCCAAAAGUGUACAUAAGUCAUGGGACAUUUUUUUCCGAAACACCAAUGCUGGAGCCCCCCCGGGCACUGCCUACCAGAGCCCCCUUUCCCUGAGUCGAAGCUCCCUGGCUACCGUGGCCCAUGCACAGUCCCUGGUGGAAGCACAACCUAACGUCGACAAACUCGUGGAAGACCACUUGGCGGUGCAAUCUCUCAUCAGGGCAUAUCAGGUCAGGGGUCACCACAUUGCAAAACUUGAUCCUCUCGGAAUUAGUUGUGUAAAUUUUGAUGAUGCUCCGGUAACUGUUUCUUCAAACGUGGAUCUUGCAGUUUUCAAGGAACGACUUCGAAUGCUAACAGUAGGAGGGUUCUAUGGCCUACAUGAGUCUGACCUUGACAAGGUCUUCCACUUACCCACCACCACUUUCAUCGGGGGACAGGAGCCAGCACUUCCUCUUCGGGAGAUCAUCCGUCGGCUGGAGAUGGCCUACUGCCAGCACAUUGGUGUGGAGUUCAUGUUCAUUAAUGAUUUGGAGCAGUGCCAGUGGAUCCGGCAGAAGUUUGAGACCCCUGGAAUCAUGCAGUUCACCAAUGAGGAAAAGCGCACCCUGCUGGCCAGGCUUGUACGAUCCACCAGGUUUGAAGAGUUCCUACAGCGAAAGUGGUCCUCGGAGAAGCGUUUUGGUCUGGAAGGCUGUGAGGUGCUGAUCCCUGCCCUCAAGACAAUCAUUGACAUGUCAAGUGCAAAUGGAGUGGACUAUGUGAUCAUGGGGAUGCCUCACAGAGGACGGCUGAACGUGCUUGCAAAUGUCAUCAGGAAGGAACUGGAGCAAAUAUUCUGUCAGUUUGACUCAAAGCUGGAGGCAGCUGAUGAGGGUUCCGGGGACAUGAAGUACCAUCUGGGCAUGUAUCACCGCAGAAUCAACCGUGUGACCGACAGAAACAUCACUCUGUCCUUGGUGGCUAACCCUUCCCACCUAGAGGCUGCUGACCCUGUCGUGAUGGGAAAGACCAAAGCUGAACAGUUCUACUGUGGAGACACUGAAGGGAAAAAGGUGAUGUCUAUCCUGCUGCAUGGGGAUGCUGCUUUCGCUGGCCAGGGCAUUGUAUAUGAGACCUUCCAUCUCAGCGACUUGCCGUCCUAUACAACCCAUGGCACUGUUCAUGUGGUUGUCAACAACCAGAUUGGCUUCACCACAGACCCUCGGAUGGCCCGCUCCUCUCCCUAUCCCACUGAUGUGGCCCGAGUGGUGAAUGCCCCCAUUUUCCAUGUCAACUCAGAUGAUCCUGAAGCUGUCAUGUAUGUAUGCAAGGUGGCAGCUGAGUGGAGAAACACCUUCCACAAGGAUGUUGUUGUUGAUCUGGUGUGUUAUCGACGAAAUGGCCACAACGAGAUGGACGAACCUAUGUUUACACAGCCACUCAUGUACAAGCAGAUCCGCAAGCAGAAGCCAGUGCUGCAGAAGUAUGCAGAACUGCUGGUCUCUCAGGGUGUCGUCAAUCAGCCUGAGUACGAGGAGGAAAUCUCCAAGUAUGAUAAGAUCUGUGAGGAAGCAUUUACCAGAUCCAAAGAUGAGAAGAUCUUGCACAUCAAACACUGGCUGGAUUCCCCCUGGCCUGGCUUUUUCACCCUGGAUGGACAGCCCAGGAGCAUGACCUGCCCUUCCACUGGCCUGGAGGAGGAUGUGUUAUUCCACAUUGGGAAGGUGGCCAGCUCUGUACCUGUGGAGAACUUUACUAUCCAUGGAGGGCUGAGCCGGAUCUUGAAGACUCGCAGAGAGCUUGUGACAAACCGGACUGUGGACUGGGCCCUGGCAGAGUACAUGGCGUUUGGAUCACUCCUGAAGGAAGGCAUCCAUGUGCGGCUGAGUGGCCAGGAUGUGGAGCGGGGCACCUUCAGCCAUCGCCACCAUGUGCUCCAUGAUCAGAAUGUUGACAAAAGAACCUGCAUCCCCAUGAACCACCUUUGGCCAAAUCAGGCCCCUUAUACCGUAUGCAACAGCUCGCUGUCUGAGUAUGGUGUCCUGGGCUUUGAGCUGGGCUUUGCCAUGGCUAGCCCUAAUGCUCUGGUUCUCUGGGAGGCCCAGUUUGGUGACUUCAACAACAUGGCACAGUGCAUCAUUGACCAGUUCAUCUGCCCAGGACAGGCAAAGUGGGUGCGGCAGAAUGGCAUUGUGCUCCUGCUACCUCAUGGCAUGGAAGGCAUGGGUCCCGAGCAUUCCUCUGCCCGUCCAGAGCGGUUUCUGCAGAUGUGCAAUGAUGACCCAGAUGUCCUGCCUGACCUGCAGGAAGAAAACUUUGACAUCAAUCAGCUCUACGACUGCAACUGGAUUGUUGUCAACUGUUCCACCCCUGGCAACUUCUUCCAUGUGCUGCGACGACAGAUCUUGCUGCCCUUCCGGAAGCCGUUAAUCGUCUUCACUCCCAAAUCCCUCCUGCGCCACCCUGAGGCAAGAACUAGCUUUGAUGAGAUGCUGCCAGGAACACACUUCCAGCGUGUGAUCCCAGAAAAUGGACCUGCAGCUCAGGACCCACACAAAGUCAAAAGACUUCUCUUCUGCACUGGCAAGGUGUACUAUGACCUCACCCGAGAGCGCAAAGCCAGGAACAUGGAGGAGGAGGUGGCUAUUACGAGGAUUGAGCAGCUAUCACCAUUCCCCUUUGACCUCCUGCUGAAAGAGGCACAGAAGUAUCCCAAUGCUGAGCUGGCCUGGUGCCAGGAAGAGCACAAGAACCAAGGCUACUAUGACUAUGUCAAGCCAAGACUUCGGACCACCAUUGACCGUGCUAAGCCUGUCUGGUAUGCUGGCCGAGACCCAGCAGCCGCUCCAGCCACUGGCAACAAGAAAACUCACCUGACAGAGCUGCAGCGCUUUCUGGACACAGCCUUUGACCUGGAUGCCUUCAAGAAAUUCUCUUAGAUGCUCCUGGAGUUGAUGAGGCCAUGGCCCCCAUGUCCAUGACGCUCUUUGCUUCUCAACUAAAGAAUAGCGCCUCAGCACUGUCCACACGUCCCUUCGCUGUGCCACACCGCCCCUGUUCUCAUAGGAAUUAAGUUGUCCGCUGCAGUGCUCAGCUGCUCCCAGCCACAUGCUGCCCAGCCUGUGCUGACUUCUCUCAGGCUGCACACCUUUCAUGGAGACUGGAAGGAGCAGGAUGAGGAAGGGAGCCCUCUCAGGACAUCCUAGGGAAGGAAGGCAGCUCUGGCCCCACCCAUGCCCCAGUGUAAUCCUCCAGGGUAGGAACAGAAACCCUAUGUGGCUUCCCAGGGUACUAGCACUCAGCCCUCAUCACUCAUCAAGUCACAGAUUCAAGACUAGGAGUAGUUUCAUCUUGCUAGGGCCAAGCCAAGAGCUCAUGGAGGAACUGUAGCUGCCAGGAUUUGGGUGUCAUCAGGAUGUUGUGUGAGUAGAGCUUGUGGUGGGGUAUUUGGAGAGGCUUUAGCAGUGAUGUUAGGCCUAGCUCUGCUAUCCUUCUUGGGUUUGGGCUGUAUGUGGGAAAUUUGCCCCGGCUACCAUUCCUGGAGAGCUUGGCUCUGAGGACGGCCCAGAAGCUCCCUUGAGUCCCAACCCUGGCACUGGCUGCCUCUUGGUCCUGCUGCCUCUUCUCUCCUGACCCCCCUCCCCCAGCCACUUCAUUUUCUCUGUUGUUCCCUUGAACACAUGGAAGCUGUUGACGAAUUCUUUUCUUUGCUGUGCCAAGGCAAGUCAAAAGCAGAUCAGUGGAUAAGGGUAAGGUGUCCCAAGGACCCAGCUGUCCUUCCUCCCUCUUUUGACCUCCACAGGGACACAACUGAUUUAUUUAUUUUGGUUAAAAAAAAAAAACAAAAACAAAAAGGAAAUGAAAAAAGAACAACCAACUUCACAUUGCAUCGGCUUGACCCAUAAACUAAGUUAUCAUGGCCAGCC
Mus pahari (shrew mouse) is the source of this 4259-nucleotide messenger RNA. RefSeq names its product oxoglutarate dehydrogenase (gene Ogdh). The record is from RefSeq and is a predicted model, not a curated record. Bases 168 to 3272 code for a protein of 1034 amino acids. Gene Ontology annotation, cellular component: mitochondrion; oxoglutarate dehydrogenase complex. The transcript has 24 exons. Gene Ontology annotation, molecular function: thiamine pyrophosphate binding; oxoglutarate dehydrogenase (succinyl-transferring) activity. NCBI's taxonomy places the organism in Eukaryota, Metazoa, Chordata, Mammalia, Rodentia, Muridae. Gene Ontology annotation, biological process: tricarboxylic acid cycle.